This is a messenger RNA of Plasmodium gallinaceum, 8106 nucleotides long. RefSeq names its product reticulocyte binding protein, putative. The record is from RefSeq and is a predicted model, not a curated record. The coding region runs from base 1 to 8106 and encodes 2701 amino acids. The transcript has 2 exons. Lineage: Eukaryota; Apicomplexa; Aconoidasida; Haemosporida; Plasmodiidae.
AUGAAAAAAAAAAAAUUUAGGGUGACCUUUUUGAGUUUACUAUUUGCCUUAUUUGGUAUAAGUCAUGAGAUAGAAGAUAAGAAUGCAUUAAAUAAAUUCAAAUAUAAUGAUAACAAUUUAUUAUUUUAUUCAAAUAUAGAAGAAAGUAAAGAAUUAGAAAAUAAUUCUAUAAUAAGAUACAAUAAUAAAGGAAAAGAGAAAUAUAAAACUUUUAAUAAUUUAGGCGAAAAUAGAUACAAUAAAAGAAGUAAGAAAUUUAGAAAUGUAAAUAUAAAAGCAUCGCAUUCUCCUAGAAGUAUAUCAUCUGUUAAGUUAGGAAAUUCUAAUGAAAAUACAAAUGCAUCAUAUUUUUCUUAUAUAAAAAAAAAUACUCCAUAUUCCUCAAAUACAUAUAUUAUUAAAGAAGAAAAUGGAAAAGAUAAAGUAAAUGGAAUUACAAAUUCUUUUAUUCACACGGCAAGCAUAAGGUCAAUUGAAUCAGAUACUUUGAAGGAAUACGAUUCUUUUAUGAGAUUAAUUGACGAAAAACUUACUAACGCUAAAAAUUCAUAUAUAAUUUCAAAUUCUUAUGGUGAGUUAAAAUCCUUUUUUAAUGAUUCUCACAGGACUAAAUUUGUAAGACAUUCGUCAAAUGUGGUUUCAACGCUCAUUGAUUGUGAUUUUAAUCUUAUAAAAUUCUGCAAAAAUUCUAAAGUAGAAAUGAGAAAAAAAUUUUAUGAUUUAUUGUUACUUUCAGAAGAUGCAGAAAAAAGAGACUUAUUUAACAAUGAUCUUCGCCUUUUUAAAUCAAAAAUAAAUGAGGAUAUAAAAGCUGCAACUAAUUAUUAUAAUGAAUGUAAAAAGAAGGAUGAGAAGGCUUUUCUUUUGGUAGAUAAUUACAUAAAAAAAGAAUUUUGUAAUAACCAAGGAUGCAAUCCUUAUAAAUGUAGUUCACGUGUAUGUACUUAUGUAUUACUGCAUAUGUAUAAAAAAGUUAUUAGAUAUUAUUUAGUUGCAAGAAAAUUACAUAAAGAAGAUGAAAACUUUUUACGAGAAGUUGAAAAUUUUUUGAAUUACGAUAAAAUAUUAUUAAGAAUUAAGGAAGAAAGUUUUUGUAAAAAAAAAGCUAAAAAUUCUUUAAAGGUUAUAAUAGAAGAAAUUAUGGAUAUAAAAGAUAACUAUAAAAAAAAUAUAGAUGCUAUACGUUACAAUUAUGAAAUGUUAGAUAUUGCAGAGAAAAAUUCAAAUAAUAAAAGUUUUAAAAAGUCUACCAUUACAAGAGAUCUUAGUUAUAUUACAUCAUUAGGUAUGGGACUUCAUCAUUAUAAAAUAUGGAAUGAAAAAUUAAAGCAACUUUUUUAUGUAUUUAAAAGCGAUACUUAUAGUAUAUAUAUAAAAGAAGUACAAAAUUUUGGAAGGGAAAUAAUAUUAUUAACUUAUCCUGAAAGUGUAAAAUCAGAGAGUGAACAAAUUAUUUUAAAUUCUCAGGAAAUAUUUAAUAAUAUAAAAAGCAUAAUUGGUAAAUAUGUGGAAAGCUUAGAAUAUUUAUCACGUGCUUAUAAUAGUCCAGAAAUUAUUAGCAUCCAAAAUGAACUCAAUACAUUAUGUGGUGAAUUAUCUUUGUAUAAUACCAGAGUGGAGGAAAAAAUGAAUUUGCUGAAUGAAAAGUAUAACUCUAUUAAAUCAAAGCCCAUUAAUAUAGAAAAAUUAAAGAGUGAAUUGCCACUAAGUAAAGAAAAUAAUUUAACUGAUGUUACAGAGAAAAUUUUAAGUAUAAAAAAAAAUAUUGAAAAUAUUAUAGCAACAGCAAGUGAUGAUCUUAGUAUAUUAAGAGAUAAUUAUAGUGAUUUACAAAGAUUAAAAAAUGAAAUUAGCAGCUUAGAUAAACAAAUUAAUGAAAAAAAAAGCAAUCUACAAAAAUUAAAAGGACAAGAGGAUAAAAACAAACAAAUUUCCAUACAAAAAAUAAGACAAUUCUUGGAAGAAAUGAGCAACAAAAAAAAUGAUUUACAGUUAAUUAUUAAUUUAAAAAGUAGUGAAAAUAAAGAUCUUAAAAUUAUUGAAAUAUUAAUAAAUGAAACAUCCUUUAAUGAUGAAAAAUAUCUAAGAGAAAAACAGGAAGUAAACGAAAAAAUUGACUCAGCAUUAAGAUCUUUAUUUGAAGAUGGAAUGCUAGAAAAAUUAUUUGAAGAAAUAUCACAGUUUAUAGCUGAAAAAAAAUCACUAAAUUAUGAAAAUUAUAGUUUAGAUAGAAUUAAUGAGCUUCUUGAGGAUACAACAAAAAAGCACACUAAAAUAGUUCAAGGAGUAAAGGACGCUUCGUCAAUUGUAGAGAAUGAUAUAAAACCCGCAAAUAAUAAAAUUAUAGAUCUUAAGAAUAGUAUUAUAACAAAAUUACUUGAUGAUUUGCACAAAAAAAUGAAUAACUCAUUAAGUGACUUUAAUAGAAUAUCUAAUUUAGCAUCUACAAAUAUAGAUAACUAUGAAGCAAACAAGGAUACACUUAAAAGUUAUGAAAAUAAUAUAGUAAGGAGAAAAAAUGAAUUCCUGAACAAUUUUUUUGAGGACGAUAAUGAUGUACUAGAAGGAACAAAUAUCUUUCAAAAAACAUUAGACCUUGAAAACACAAUUUUUGAUAAUAAAAAUGAAAUUAAAAAACAAAUUAGUGAUGAAGAAGAUUCUGUAAACACUAUAAGAGAGCAUUUAGAUCUUUACAAUAAAUUAAAUCUAUACUUCGAUAUAUGCCCAGACACUAAAAUUGUUGAUAAUAUUAAAUCUAUAAAAGAACAAAUUGACAAGAUAAACGUUCAUAAUAAAUUAAGUGAGCAUCAGAUGAAGUUUAAUAAUGCAACUACCUCAAUUGAAAGUAGUAUAAACCUAAUCAAUUUUUCAAAUUCAGUUAUUGAAUCUUCUAAAAUUUUAAAUAAUAUUAUAAAUGAAUCCAAUAAAAACAAAUUACUAAUUGAUAAUUUAAAAGAAAAUGCUGAUACUUUAAGAGAUAAAAUAAUUAAAGAAACUAUUAUAAUAAAUGGAGAACAUUUAAUAGAAGAAAAUAUAAAAGCUAAAUAUUUAAGUAAAUUAAAAGAGAAAGAAAGCGAUACAGAUGAUAAAAUACAUAAAGUUAAUGAUCUAGGGGAAAAAUCAAAUGCAAUUCUGCAACUAUCUAAAAAAUUAAAAGAAAAUGUUCGUAAUGCUCCUACCGAGGAAAAUGUUAAAACUCUUUCAGAAAGUAUAUCAAGGAAAAAAGUUGAUUUGAGAGAUAUUAUAGAUAAAAUAAAUGAAACAAAAUUAUCAGUUGCAUCAUUAAAUUUAGAAAUUGAUAACAUAAUUAAUAUCCAAAAUACCGAAAUUUCGAAUUUAUUUCAUAAUCGUAUAAUUGAAUUAGAUCAACAAAUAAAUGAUGAAACAGAAAAAAAUAUAGAUAUAUUAGAGAGAACUAAGAGAAAUUCUGAAAAUUACAAUUCUGAAAAUGAUAUAAAAAACCUUAUUAAGGAAAAUAAUAAAGAAAUGCUAAAAAAAGCAUCUCAACUUAUUAUCAAUCUUAUAGAUAUAAUUGAAUCACAUAAAAAUAAAUUAGUAAGUAUUAAAAGUGAAUCUAAAGAACAAGUGAAUUUAUCAAAUUAUCAAAAACACAAUAAUGAAAACUCAAAAGAAAAAAAAGAUAAUAUAAAAAAAAUUUAUGAAAAAAUGAACGAUAUUAUGGAAAGAUUAAAUGCAGAAAAAGAGAAAUUAAAACCUUCGUUAAUAGAUAUAAAUAUAAAAGUAUUAGAUUAUAAAAAAAUAAUAAUACAUGAUAUCAUAUUUCAAAUUAACGAUGAGAAAAAGAAGUCUGAAGAAAAAAUAGAGGCAAUUAAUUUAUAUAAAGAAAAAAUUGAACAAUUAAAAAAAAAUUCAAUGAUUAUGACAUUAAAUGGAUUGGAAAAUCUUAAUUAUGAAGAUUAUAUUAGAAAAUCUCAAGAAAAUCAAAAAAAAAUAAUAAUGUUAUAUCAAGAGGUUACAACAAUAAAUGAACAAAUCUCCAGUAUUACGCCAGAAGAUAAUAUUGAUAAUAUUAAAAUAAAUAUUGAACAUAAAUUGAAGGAUAUCAAAAAGGAAAAAAAUGAUAUAGAUCAUGCAUUAAAUGAAAUUAAAAAUAUGGAAAAAAUGUUAAUGAAUACAAAUUUUACUAAUAUUAUGGAAGAUAUGAAAAGAGAUACACAACUAUCUAAGAAAGAAGAAGAAAAUGCAAAAGAGCAAUUUACCAAGUCAGAAACUAUAAAUAAAGAAAUAUUAAGUGAUAUUAAAAAGGUGCAAGAGCUAAAAGACUUACUUAUAAGUAACCAAGAUGAAGCAUCUAUUGAUGGAGCUAUAAAGGAAAUUAAAAUUAUUAAGGAUCGUGUUACAACUAAUGAAGAAAAUAUAAAUGACUUUUUAACAAAGGCCGAAGAACAUAAAGAAGCUACAAAAAUUUAUUUUAAUAAUAUAAAAAGGGGAAAAAAUAAAAUGGAAUAUUUAAAACAUCACGAUCAACAUGAAAAAAAAAAAAUAACAGAAAAUAUAAUAGAUUCAAUAAAUAAAUAUGUGAAUGAAUCUGAAGAAUGUUUAAAUAAUGCAGAAAAGCAUUUUCUAGCAACACGUAAAAAUUGUGAAUUAUCUUCACAAUAUAAACAAAAUAUGAAUGAUCUUUUUUAUGAAUCUUUAUUCUUAGCGGAAAAAAUGAAAAUUGAAAUGAAAAAAAGUUAUGUAACAAAUAUAUUUUCAGGAAUUAAAGAUGAAUAUACUAGUAUUCAAAAAUUAUUAGAAAAAUUAGGUAAAAGACUAAAUAUACUAAAAGAAGAUGUAAAUAUAGAGGAAGAAUAUGAAGCAAAUAAUGGGAAUUCUACAGAAGCAUAUUCCCAAAUUCAAAUUAUAAGAACAAAUGCAAAUAAUGUUCUAUUAAAUAUGGAGGAAAUAAAACAAAGAGUACUAGAAAUUUUAAAUAAUUCUCAAAAUGAAGUUGAAUCAAUUCCAACAUAUUCUGGAAGAGAUGAAUUUACUCUGAGUAACUUAGAGAUAAAGCAAAAUGAUUUAAGAAUUGUUUCAGAAAUUUUAGAAAAGCUAGAAAAAAAAAAAAGCACGUUAAACAUUGAAUUAACAAAACUAAAAGACAUAGAAACUAAUGUUAGUAGUAUGGAAGGUGAAAUGGAAAUAUCUAAAAAAUCCUAUGAAGAAGGAAUUCUUAAAAAAAUAAAGAAAAUAGCAUAUCAAAAGAAAGAAGCCAUAGAAUCCUUAAAAAAAUCAAUAAAUUUAAUUAUUAGCACAACAGUGACCUUCUUUAGGGAGUCUUCAGCAAAAAAAAAAGAUGUUGAACUCAUAUUUGAAGAACAUAAGAAUACAAUGAAUACUAUAUGUGAAUCAUUUGAUAAAUCAUAUGAAGCUAUAGAAAGCUCUAUAUUGUGUAUUUUAGACGUAUCUACAACUUACAAUGAUAUGAAAGAGAAAAAAAAAAAAGCCCAAAUAGAAAUAAAAAAACUUGAAGAACAAGAAAGGGAAUUGGAAAAGUUGAUGGAUAAUAUAAACAAUGCUAAAAAAAAAGAAGUUUUAAGAUUUAUAUUUGAUAUGAAGGAAGAGUUACAUAAAAUGAAUGAAAAAUCUGAAGAAGAGAAUUUUCAAGUAAGGGAAAAUGUAGAAAGUAUUAAAAGGAAUAUUGAAAAUAUUAAAAAUUCAGAUAAUGUAAGUUCUGCAUUGAAUGAAUUGAAUGAAACAAAAAUCAAAUAUAGUGAAAUAAAAAAAAGACAACUAGAGCAUUCCUCUUAUAAAGAUAAAGCAAAUAAUGUUUACGAGGAAAUAGAUAAAGCAGCAAAAUUUAUAGGUAUAGAUAUAGAAACGGAAACAAAAUUUGAAGGUUACGAAAAUAUAAUUAAUGCAAAACAAACUAUUUUAAAAAUUCAGGAAAUUUCAAGCGAUAUAAACAUAAAAUUAGAGGAGAGUGAAAAUAUUAAUAUUUUAGCCGACAAUAUUUAUGAACAAGCAAAAUUAAGAGAUGAGUUAAAAAAAAAAACAAAAUAUAUGAUAAAUAAAAUUGAUGAUAUUUUAGGCAAAGUGCAAGGUGCACAUGAAAAAUAUGAAAAAAUAAAAGAGAUAAAUAUUGAUAAUGAAUACUAUGAUGAAAUUUUAAAAAAAGAUAAAGAGUAUGAAAAUUUUAAAAAACUAUCAACUUCUUAUUUAAGUGAAUUAAAUAAAAUUGAUAGAGAAUUAAAAAUUAAUACAAUAAAAACUGAACUUAAUGAUAAUAAGGAUUCUUUAAAUAAUUUAGAACAAAUUAUUGAAAAAUCAAAAAUGGAAGAAUCUUCUCUGACAGUAUUAGAAAAAGCCAAGAAUGAUAUCGAUACAAUUACGGAAAAAAUAAACAAUAUGCAUGAUAGUGUUAUAGAAGUAGAAACAUCUUUUAAUGAAUUACUAGAACAAGGAAAAAACUGUAAAUUAUCUUUAAAAUCAUUAAUAAUUACAACUAUUAAUGUUGAAAUAUCAAAAGAAUUGUUAACUAUUCAAAAAAAAAAGGAGAAUUCCACAUCAUGCGUAGAAUACAUAAAAAAUGUCUACAGCUCCAUUACUAAUGAUAUUAAUAGUUUGAACAAAAGUUAUAAUGAAAAUCACUUAAGUAUUUAUAAAUCGAACAAUGUUGAAAAUGCAAAUAAUUUUUCAGAAGAAUUUAAAAGAAAAGAAGGAGAAAUAAUGAAAAUAAUUGAAGCUAUUCAGAAUUCAAUUCUAGAAGUAGAUGAUAAUAAAAAUAUAAAUGAAUUGGAUGGGAAAUUAAAAGAAUUAAAAAACCUUUAUAAAAAAUUCAAAGAAGAAGAAAUGUGCAUAAAUGAUAUUUAUAAAAAUAUCAAUUACACCCAACUAAAAGAAAUGGAAAAAAUUUCUGAGAAAUUUAUUGAUUUAGCAAAAUCACACGAAAAUAUUAUAGAAACUCAAAAACAUAAAUUUUUAAACAAUCAAAAUAAAUUAAAGGAAAUUGAAGAUUUUACAAAGAAAAAAGAACAAGAAAUGCUUCUCACUGAAAAUACAAAUUCAGAUUAUUUGCAAAAAAUUAAUAGUAUUUAUGAAGAGAUUACGCAUAAAGUUACAAAAUUAAAUGAAUUUGAGAAUGAUAAUAGUAGCGAAAACAAUAAAAUGAUCUUAUAUGAAGAAAAAAUUUCUUAUUUAAUAGAAAGAACAAAAUCAAUAUUGAAAGAUAUAGAGCAGUACCAAUAUGAAAACGAUUAUGAUUUAUUAGAAGUAAGAGAGAGGACAUUAGAAGAUGUUAAUAAUUAUAAAAAAGAAAUUAAGAAAAAAAUAAGUGAAUCAAAAGAAAUUUUUGAGAAUAUAAAAAAUAAUAUAGAGAAAAAUAAAGGACUUUUUCAGGAAAUUAGUUAUGCUAUUUCGUCUAUUCAUGUUAUUAUAAAAAGUUUAAAUCAAAUGAAAACAAAUCAUCAAAGGAAAUCAAUUGAACAAGAGGAAAGUACAGAAAAUCAUUUAGAGAAAAGUAUAAAAAAUCAUUUAGAGGAAAGUACAAAAAAUCAUUUGGAGGAAAGUACACAAAAUAAUUUAGAGGAAAGUACACAAAAUAAUUUAGAGGAAAGUACACAAAAUGAGUUAGAGAAAAGUACAGAAAAUAAUUUAGAGAAUAGUACAGAAAAUCAUUUAGAGAAAAGUAUAAAAAAUCAUUUAGAGGAAAGUACAAAAAAUCAUUUGGAGGAAAGUACACAAAAUAAUUUAGAGAAUAGUACAGAAAAUCAUUUAGAGAAAAGUACAGAAAAUCAUUUAGAGGAAAGUACAAAAAAUCAUUUGGAGGAAAUUUCAAAAACAGAAAAUACAGGUGUUUCAAUAAGAAAUAAUAUUAACAAAAAUUUUCAUCAUGGUAAAAGUCAUCAAGAAUCAAAUGAAAAGGAUGAAAAAAAGAAAAAAAGUAAUUUUGUUAAUGAAACAGUUAGAAUCGCAGGGGGAAUAUGUGGUGGUUUAUUGGUAUGUUCAUGUGUUAUUUUUUCUAUUUUAUAUAAAAAUGAAAACUCGGAAAAUGAUUUUGAUGAUAAUGAUGUACUAGAGUAUGAAAAUUGUAGUCACUUGGGUGAUUCAUGUCAAAAAGAUGAAACUAUAGAAGUAAAUUUUGUUGAAGAGGAAAACUUUUAA